Dicentrarchus labrax (European seabass) is the source of this 5424-nucleotide messenger RNA. Its product is annotated as transferrin receptor protein 1. The transcript has 18 exons. The record is from RefSeq and is a predicted model, not a curated record. Gene Ontology annotation, biological process: iron ion transport; intracellular iron ion homeostasis. Bases 174 to 2492 code for a protein of 772 amino acids. Gene Ontology annotation, cellular component: external side of plasma membrane. NCBI's taxonomy places the organism in Eukaryota, Metazoa, Chordata, Actinopteri, Moronidae.
GUCGACUCGCAGCCAAUCCCAGAGAUAUAAGUAGAAACGCAUGGUCCAAGGGCACCGGGUGAGAGACCACAUAGCAAGGAAACAGCAAGGCGAGGAACCUCGUGUCAAAGGCUGUCACUGAAGAAGUGAGUCGGUUUGAGCUGUGUUGAAGAGAAGAUUCCUGUGAAGCAGCAAUGGACCAGGCACGGUCAACGAUAUCCAAAAUUUUUAAUGGGGAGCCACACUCCUACACACGUUUCAACUUGACCCAGAACAUGGAAGGUGAUAACAGCCAGGUGGAGAUGAAGCUGUCGUCCGACAUGGAUGAGGAAGUUGGGGGAAAUGGCGUUGGAGAUCACCUCAAUCACAGCUCCAACCGCAAACCCCAUGUGGCUCAGAAGCUUGGACGCACACCCAAGAACCUGUGCUUCUUGGCAGCUGCCACCCUCCUCAUCUUUAUUAUUGGCUACUUGAUUGGCUAUCUGGUGCAUCGGAAAAGCGACUUGGCUCCAAGCUGUGCAGCCUCCGUGCUUCCUUUGGAAGAACCUGUUCCUCACGAGACAGGUGCUGCUCCCCUCAUGGACUGGGACGAUGUGAAAAAGCUCUUCGCUCAAAAACUCACUGUAGCCAACUUUGAAUCUGUCUUCAGUGAGUUUUCCAGUGAUGAACACCGGGCUGGUUCUCCAGGUGAUGAUGCUCUGGGGAACAAGGUGCUCAAGAAGUUUAAGGAGUACGGCAUGAACACAUGGACCGAUGAGCACUUUGUUAAAGUUCAAGACCCCCCUGCUUCCGGCUCCAACAGAGUUGUUUUCAAGAAUGGAAGUAAUGCGGAGUAUCCAAAAGGACUCCUGUCCUACAGUGCCAUAGGAACAGUAACGGGUGCUGUCUUGUAUGCGGGUUAUGGGCAGGAAAGUGACUUAAUGUUACUGCGGGACAGGAACAUCAACCUGUCUGGCAGGGUGAUGCUGGUCAAGGCUGGUAAGAUCAGCUUUGCUGAAAAGGUAGCCAAUGCUGCCAAAAUGAAUGCCUCUGCUGUGUUGAUCUACCCUGACCCUGCCGAUGACACUUUCGAAGAGGACACUGAGCUCUAUGGACAUGUCCACAUGGGUUCAGGGGAUCCCUACACCCCAGGCUUCCCCUCCUUCAACCACACCCAGUUUCCCCCUGUCCAGUCUUCUGGCCUGCCAAAAAUUUUGGCUCAGACCAUCACAGCAGGCAUGGCUGCAAAAAUUCUGAGGGAGCUGGGGGGUCAGAAUGUGCCACAAGCGUGGGGAGGAAUCUACAAACUGGGAGAAGAGAGAGAUCUUAUUACUGUGGACGUCAACAAUGUUCUUACUGAGAAGAAGAUAAAUAAUGUCUUCGGGGUCAUCAAAGGCUUUGUGGAUGCAGAUCGAUAUCUGGUCAUCGGUGCCCAGAGGGACGCUUGGGGUCCAGGUUUUGCUUCAUCGACUGUCGGCACCAGUGUCCUUGUUGAGCUGGCACGCUCCAUCUCUGACAUGGUGAAGAACGACGGAUUCAAGCCAAGGCGAAGCAUUGUGUUUGCCAGCUGGAGUGCUGGAGAAUAUGGGAGUGUUGGCGCCACCGAGUGGUUGGAGGGUUAUCUCUCUUCUCUGAGCAUGAAAGCAUUCACCUACAUCAACCUGGAUGGCGUUGUAGCAGGUCGGAACGGAUUUAAAGUAGCAGCCAGUCCCUUGCUGUACAGCUUGAUCAAGAGCUCUCUAAACGAGGUGAAGUCUCCAAACAAGGCCCCUUCUCUCUCUUCUGAAUUUGCAGGGGGCAACUGGGAAACAAAUGUAUUGGAGCCUCUGAAGUUGGAUAAUGCUGCAUAUCCCUUCCUUGCCUUUUCUGGAAUACCCUCAGUAUCAUUUAGAUUCACCCCUGGGAAGUCAGAAUACCUGUAUUUUGGCACAAUGCGGGACACCCGACAGAAACUGAACGGGGUCACGUCCAACUCAGUUCCUCAGGUGGCUGUAAUAGCAUCCCAGUUUGCAGGUCACAUGGCGCUGAGGCUGGUCCAUGAUCACCUCCUGCGGAUGGACUUAACAAGGUACCACGAUAUUAUACGUACUCAUGUGGGUCAGAUCAACGCGAAAGUCAAGGCUGUUCAGAGGGUGCAGCCCCAGCUGUUGCCCAAGUCACUGACGGUGCAGUGGUUGAUCUCUGCCUCUGGCUCAUACGGCCGUGCCUCUCGCAGCCUGUUAGCAGACGUCCAGAACAGCGACCUGGACGACAUCGAGAUGUGCCGCAUCAUUAAUGACCGCAUCAUGUCGGUGGAAAGGAACUUCCUGUCACCCUUUGUGUCUCCCAGAGAGAGUCCUUUCCGCCACAUCCUGCUGGGCUCCGGCAGUCACACUCUCCAGGCUCUGUCCAACCACCUCGAAGCCCUCAGGACUACCAACCCUGAGGCAGAUGCUGAUCUGUUCCGCAACCAGUUUGCCCUGGCGACCUGGACCCUUCAGGGCUGUGCCAACUCACUAGCAGGGGAUAUCUGGUCUUUGGAUAAUGAAAUAUAAAAAGUAAUUUCCUCCCUCCUCCCUUGUUCAUGGUUUGGCCCUCUUAGUGCAGCUGGCAGUGUGAAAACCAGUAGGCUGUGAUUAUUAACAGUCACAGAUGCAGUUUUUUUUUUUUUUUCUUAAAUUAACAUAGCUGAUUGAGGAAGUGAUAAAAGUGGAGUUGUUUCAAAAUGCCAAAAUUAGUAAUCAACUCUGUUCCAUAAUUUUCAAAAUUUCAAUAAGCUGCCUCAUCUCCCUUCUUUCUAAAAUUCUCCAUAAAGUCAAACAUUCAUGAUAAAUUGUACUUAAACCUUCAGCCUUAACAAAAAGAAUGUUUAGAAGGUCAUUCUCUCUCUUUCCCCCACAUUUUUAACAUGCAGUACUUAAGUACUGCAUUUUGAAUACUUUGGUGCUAGUAACGACUACCUUCAAACAGCCAUAUUAAGUGGUAGCACUACUUAAAGUGGUGGCUAUGAAUGAGUUGAAUGUAGUGAAAGUGAUGCUUUUUCAGCACAGUAUCAGGUCAUAAUCACAGGAAAUGCUGUUUGCCAGCUCAGAAAUGAAUAAAACAUGAAAGGCCACUAUGAUGCAAUAAGGUAAUGCCUUUCCAUUUGUUUACCAUAAUGACUACAGAUCAAAAGUGCUGGUAUUUCCACUGCUGCUAGAGCCUCAUGUUCAAAUACAUUUGAGCUGGUUUGUGUUGGUAGCUAUAAUUUCAUACUGUGCUGAAAUCUGCUGCUCAACUCAUUGUCAGAGAUUCAGAAGUUGCUGAAAAGGACUGAAGAUUAACACUUACACAGCUGUUGUGUUGCACAGAACACACCUAGAAGUAGAUUUUGGACAACCAGCUGUCGUUACUUGGCACCGUGCUGCAUUAAUCUUUUUAAGAAAAGUCCUAAUUACUCGCAAUAAUAAUUAAUUGGUUGAUCAUCUGAAUCGUCCACCUCCUGACAUGAGGGCGAGUCUCUGUAGGCCUUUCAAAAACCAAGGGAGAAGAUCUCAACCAUGUGGCACUGAAACAGAAACCGUACGUCUAUUUAUUGUGUUAUUUAUUUAUCAGUGGCAGGGUUCACUAUAAAUAGUUUUUUUAUCGCCUUUUAUAAAAAAAUGUAUAAUUAUCGGGAGCAGUGCCUUCCAUAAUUAUGACAGUUAUACUGUCGAAUUGACAAAAGCAGCAUCUGCUUAAAGAAGUGUACAUGUUGACCGAUGGCCAGUACUGAACACAGAACAAUCUGGCACCUCUCAGCAAACCACACAACUGAGGUAAUUAUUUUGAUUUUAUUUUGAUUUUUUUAUACUUAAACCUACUACAAGGAGUUUUUAACUGGUUAUGAAACACCUCAAUUUAAUAGUGAUUCCUCUAUAUGACCCACAUAAACAAACAAAGCCAUCAACCAGAAGACUGGCUGUUUAUUUAUAAUUAUUGUCAGUGCAGUAAUGCUCUGCCACUGGGUCAGAGUUGGUCAGAUUCCCCUCGAAAUCAGAGAAACGAGGCGGUGGAAACACUACCGCUUUUGUCCACAGGGGCCACCAGAAUCACAUUAAAUGAAAGUUCCUUGUAGCUGCUUUAACUGACACUGGAUUGGUCUUUUAGGCAAGUCAUUUCAUAUAUCACACCUUGGAAAAUAUAUACUGAACACCUCUGUUUGUCAGUACCAGUCCCUUGGUCCAUGCACACCUCUCGUCCUCACAACAUUAUCGGGAGCAGUGUCUUCCAUAAUGUGAAAAAAGAAGGUAGUUUUUGCCUACCAGUGUGUGUCCGUAUCGGAGGCAGUGCCCUCCAUAUUUCACUGUAGGGGUGGAUGUUUUUAUUAUCGGGAACAGUGUUUCCCAUAAUGUGUAUAUAUACAGUACAUUGCUACACCAUGCACUUGUUGUCUGCAUCUUUAAAAGCCUUCUAUGACGUUUGCUAAAGUAGUUUCCUCUAAGGCCUGAAGCUUCUGCCCACAGAUCUAAAGGAUAGUGAUGAGUUUUAACGUCUGCUCUUCUGAAAACAUGUCCCAUCUGUCUCCUUACUGAGGUGAAGAAGUUGCAGUUCCAGGUUCUUUUAGUUUUGUUUAGUGAGCAGUUUGUCUCAUUUUAAUCAAGCGCUAAUCUGUCUUUUCUUUGGGCUUCAUAUUGAACUGACAUGGAAGGUAUUUUGCUUUAAAGGAAAAAAUAAAGUUUUACACAUAUUUUUGGGACCACUGGUUACAGCAGUGUGGUCCAGUUUUUACAGUAAAGAUCACCACUCUGCAAAAUGAGUUUUGUUUUUAUUGAUUCAGUCAGUGUGAAAGUACAUUCUGCUUUCAAUUGUGUUCAUUCUUGUUUGAAGAAAUUUCCUUGUGCCUUUGUUUCAUGACUGCGUUCGCUUCUACACACAGUACAGAACUUAAAGAGGUUUUGGAGAAUGCAUAUUUGGCUUGUUUUUGUUUUAGUUUUGACAUUUCUGUAUUUUUGCUCCUUUUCAUCUGCUAGAAUCAAAUGUUACUGGGUUAAAGGCCUGUUAUGCUCAAACACUGUUAGAAGUUAAAAAGUUACCAAAAGAAUAAAUGUAAACGGGAUUUAAAGAUUUCACUAGGAAUGUUACAGUACUUGAGGUGGUCCUCUUUUAGCUAAUCUACAAAGUUUGGUCACUCGUUGUUUUCAUGUUUUUAUUGGGAAACACCAACUAAUGUUAACGCCUGAGUAGAAGAAGAUGAAUUUUAGAUCAGUAGCCAUUUUUGAAUGAUCUUUCAACCAUUCAUACAUUCCUGGUGUGAGUGAUUAACUGAUCUGCUGGGCUAUAAUGGGUCUUUAUUAUGAGUACACACACAGGUGUAGGAAUUGAUCUGCAAAUUUCUUUCAAAAUUCUGACAACAUGGAUAAAGAAUGUUUUUGGAAAUUGUUAAAAUAACAAUGCUUUUUUUCCUCAAACUGUACACAAGUUUGCUUAGCUUUGUGUUUGUUGCUGCAAUAAACAAUCACAUCACAA